AUGGCCAGCCCCGCGCGCUCUCCAGCGCAAAGUGCUGCUUCCUCUGAGACAGACGGUACGGCAGAUGACCUGCUAGAGAAGCUCCUGCAUUGUGAUGAGCAGCUAGCAGAUCUGCUGAGCACAGCAUCGCAAGCGGUGCUGACACUUGCACCUGCUUCGGACCAGGCAGCCUCCUCCUUUGAUGAGCACAUGCAGGAAUGGUUCUCGAAACUGAAUGAUGUGCAAAUUACACUACGCCAUGCCGCGCAUGCACUUCGUCAAGCGCGACUCCCGCCUCUUAUGACGCCAGCCACAGCACAAGCACGCUUGCAAGGCGAAGCCGGUGUAGCGGGCCCCUCUCACACACUCUCCCACAGCACGCCAUACAGCUUAUCUACGCUACGUCUACGUGAGGCGGCCUGGCAGCGUAUCGCCGAGGCGUUAGCCACGGGGCCCACCGACAACUCGGCGUUAGCGUUGCCCCUGAUUCGCGGUGCUUCGCUGGCUACCGCGGCACGUGAUUCUACCCUAGGCGCAUAA
Messenger RNA from Malassezia pachydermatis, 519 nucleotides. Its product is annotated as intersex-like protein. Lineage: Eukaryota; Fungi; Basidiomycota; Malasseziomycetes; Malasseziales; Malasseziaceae. Gene Ontology annotation, molecular function: transcription coregulator activity. Gene Ontology annotation, cellular component: mediator complex. The record is from RefSeq and is a predicted model, not a curated record. Gene Ontology annotation, biological process: regulation of transcription by RNA polymerase II. The coding region runs from base 1 to 519 and encodes 172 amino acids. The transcript has 2 exons.